Messenger RNA from Notolabrus celidotus (New Zealand spotty), 1236 nucleotides. RefSeq names its product eukaryotic elongation factor 2 lysine methyltransferase (gene eef2kmt). The transcript is spliced from 8 exons. Bases 50 to 1048 code for a protein of 332 amino acids. NCBI's taxonomy places the organism in Eukaryota, Metazoa, Chordata, Actinopteri, Labriformes, Labridae. The record is from RefSeq and is a predicted model, not a curated record.
ACCGCAGUGCCUUGUGGGUAAUAGUAUAGUAAACAGUAGCACGUUGAAGAUGGAGCCUUCAGACUCAGAGAACCAAACUUCAGACAUAAAGGGAGAUUAUUAUCCAGAUAUUUUAAGGAACUUUCAGGUUUCUUUUUUUGCCAUGAGUCGUUUAGCUUUGUUUCCGUGGACAUCUCUGGAGAAAGAUCUUGAAAGAAACAAAUCAUCAGACUUUAUUUUAGAUAUCUUAAAACAGACGUGUCUUCACCCCUUGUGUCAGAAGUUUCCUCCUUCAGUCAGAUUCAGGAGGUUGUUCCUCUCUGAGCUCAUCAAACGGGAGGAGGCUGCAGGUGGAGAUCCUCUGGACGAGCUGUACGACGCUCUGGCUGAGGUGGUGGGAGCUGAAGAGACGACAGAGUGCUACAAGAACUACAUCCUGCCCAGCGGUGACGCCGUCAGUCUGUUGGAAAACGUGGCUCUGAUCUCAGAGGGGACGACCGGCCUGGUGACCUGGGAGGCCGCUCUCUAUCUGGCAGAGUGGGCUCUGGAUCACCAGCACACCUUCACUGGCAGGACCGUUCUGGAGCUGGGCAGCGGUGUGGGUCUGACAGGUGUCACCGUCUGUCGUUCCUGCAGCCCGGACAGAUUCGUCUUCAGCGACUGUCACCCGAGCGUGCUUCAGAAACUGCAAAACAACGUGGAGCUGAACGGUCUGACGGAGGGGGCGGCUCCUGCGGUCAGCGUGGAGGAGCUGGACUGGACAGCAGUGACGGAGGAGAGGAUAAAACAGAUCGGGGCUGACACUGUCAUCGCGGCAGAUGUGGUGUACGACCCUGACGUUGUGGAAACUCUGGUGGAGCUGCUGUCAAAGAUCCUGAGGUGUUCCUCUAAAGCAGUCCUCCCUGAAGUCCUCAUCUGCUCCACCAUCAGGAACCAGGAGACGUACAGCGGCUUCAAGCAGCAGCUCGGAUCGGCAGGAAUCAGCCAUCGUGUGAUCACAGAGCCUGUCAGCCACGUGUUCCCUUACAGCAGAGACUCUGACAUGGAGCUGAUUCAGCUGUACACAUGACGACACAGCUGUAACAAGAGGUUUUAUUUACAAAUGUACAUCGUGACACAACGUCCUUUUUUACAUUCAGAUGCAGAUUUAUAUACGAAGAGCUUCACGCCGAGAAAUUCAAACCUUCACUCUGAUCCUCCCUCCUGAAGCCUUCAUGCUGCAGGAGAUAAAUAAAGUUCUUACUUUCUGUCAGCUCA